AUGGCUGAAUGUGCGGAGAAAGUAGCAAAAACAAGUGAUAAUGCAGACUCUGUCGGAGGGAAAGAGAAAGAAGAGACUGAGAAUCGGGUAAAGCUAUGCGGGCCGUGUUUUGAGGAAGGGAACGAAGUUCCAGCGACGAAGUUUUGUGUUGAUUGUGAUGACCAUCUCUGUGAGACAUGCGUGCAAUAUCAUCGUAAGGUUAAACUGAUUAAAAAUCAUAAACUGAUUGAUAUUAGUGCUGUAGUGCAAUGCUCCAAGAAAAAGGAGAGAAAAGCUGAUGUAUUUAACUGCACGAUUCAUCAGGAGGAACUCACCCAUUAUUGUGAGAAACAUGGUAAACUAUGUUGCCUUAAGUGUGUACGCGGGAUUCACACCAUGUGUGGAGACAGUGUUUGUAAAGUUGACGAAGCAGCUGAUAAAAUAGAGGAGAAUCGGAUUUUCAAAGAGUUCGUUGACAAGCUGCAUCGUUUGGUAGUCAAGGCUCAGGAAAAUGAAAAAAGAGCCACGGCCAAAAUUGAAACGGGAAUGGAACAGUUUAAAAGGCAAAUCGAGUCUGCAAGAAAGAUGGCCGAUGAAGAAGUAGGACGGAUAAAAACAAUAGCGUCGUCCAUGGAUUCCAUUACGGGAGAACUCAGUAAAUGGAAAAAUCUCGUUGAAAAUGCUAAAAAGGCGAAAGAUUAUGGAAAACUAUUCAUUGCCAUGAAACUUGCAACAGAGCAACUCGAGUUCCAUGACGAGUCCAUUCAUGCUCUGGAAAGAAAUAGCAAAUGGAGCCUUAAAUUAACAAUUCAAGGUCGCAAUCCGUACUCUUUACAAGAAAUGGACGCUUCAGGAAUAACAAGAAUAAAACAUAAAGAAGACGUUUUGUCUAGCAUUGCUUCUGUAGAUAUGCAUUCAGCAAUUGAUGAAGAAACGGGGUCUAUGUUCCUCAUUGGCAAAGAACCAUUCGGAUUGAGAGAAGUCACCAAAGAUGGCGAGGUAAACACAAUCGCUUUGUCAAAACCAAUAGAAAGUCCUGGGGGGAUUGUGUUGGAGUCUGAUGGAACAUUUCUGGUCAGCAGCGUGAGCGGAAAGAAUAUCAAACGUGUGACGGUGGAGGGAAGUGUGGAGGAUUUCAUCACUGGUUUGGAGUUUGAACCACAUGGACUUGGCUUUGAUAAGCAGAGACGGUUAUUGUACGUGGGUGGCUUUCGUAGCAAUGCUAUUCUCAUGUAUUCUAUAUAG
Messenger RNA from Mya arenaria, 1224 nucleotides. RefSeq names its product protein wech-like. The record is from RefSeq and is a predicted model, not a curated record. Bases 1 to 1224 code for a protein of 407 amino acids. Lineage: Eukaryota; Metazoa; Mollusca; Bivalvia; Myida; Myidae. Gene Ontology annotation, biological process: positive regulation of DNA-templated transcription. Gene Ontology annotation, cellular component: chromatin; nucleoplasm. The transcript has 2 exons. Gene Ontology annotation, molecular function: protein binding; ubiquitin-protein transferase activity; zinc ion binding.